AUAUCCCAUCUCUCUUUCAAGAAGACAACAAUGGAGUUCUUCUCUCUGUCAUCUAUCCUCCCCCUUCUUUUACUCUGCUUCACUGAUCCCAUUCUUUCUCUAACCUAUCAGCCACUAAUCUCUUCUCUUGAUCUUCAUGAAGAAGAAAGCUGCCCUUACACUGUAAUUGUUACUACAAGCUGUUUCUCUCCUGAUUGGUCUAGAGAUCAGAUCACUAUUGCUUUGGGUGACGCCAACGGUAACAAGGUAGUCGCACCGAGACUAGACGAACCACUAAGUGGAGGAGGAGGUUUCGAGAAAUGUUCAUCGGACACAUUCCAAGUCAAAGGUGAAUGUCUCAACACUAUCUGCUCCGUCUACAUCUACCGUUCCGGUACCGACGGCUGGAUCCCGGAGACCGUCGAAAUCUACAAGGAAGGUUCCAAAUCCGUGAAAUUUGAUUUCAACAAAAACGUCCCUGAGAACAUUUGGUACGGCAACAACAGAUGCAACAACACCGAUUUGCCACCGCCUUCCCCGGAUUUCCCUCCGUUUUCUCCAUCUGUCCCACCGCCUUCACCGCCUUAUUUUCCUCCUGAACCACCUUCAAUCCCGCCGCCACCACCAUCACCGCCGUCUGCUGCCUCUGGACGUGGAAGUGGUCAGAGUUUGGUUGUUGCAUUUGCUGCUGCGGUUGUGUUUGCGUUUGCGGCUGUGGUUGUUUGAGUUAUUUUAGUUAAGAGUUUGCUUAAUAACUAAUGACUAAAGUAAUGAGUAUGGUCAUGGACCUCAUGGUGUAAUCCUUUGUUUGUCUUUGUAGUUGGAUAUUGUGGAAACUAAUUAAUGUAUGAGUUCUGA
This is a messenger RNA of Arabidopsis arenosa, 837 nucleotides long. Lineage: Eukaryota; Viridiplantae; Streptophyta; Magnoliopsida; Brassicales; Brassicaceae. The record is from the annotation of a GenBank genome assembly.